Messenger RNA from Ctenocephalides felis (cat flea), 6166 nucleotides. RefSeq lists its product as uncharacterized. The transcript is spliced from 17 exons. Lineage: Eukaryota; Metazoa; Arthropoda; Insecta; Siphonaptera; Pulicidae. Gene Ontology annotation, molecular function: protein binding. The record is from RefSeq and is a predicted model, not a curated record. The coding region runs from base 1 to 6150 and encodes 2049 amino acids.
AUGGAUGUCAUUCAUGAAGUGUGCAAACUUACCAAUUCAUCAAGUGCUGAAUACCAUCCAGUUAAUAAAUCACAUAUUGAGCAGGAACUGGAUUCAGUGUCAGUCAGUGAAUUGUUGAGACGAUCAUGUGACGAUAUUAAUAUAGCCUAUUUAAAGAACUGCAAAUCUAAUGUAUCUGUAGUUAAAUGCUCACCUUCCAAGACUAGCGUGAAUUCUUAUGUAAAAUAUGUUCCAUCUAUGCAAAGUAAACAAAAUUCAUUGCAAGGUCGUACAACUACCAGCUUACCUCCCACCAGUGCAGUUUUGAAUCCGACUCAUUCCCUCCACAAAGUAAAAAGUAAUCCUCAAGUGUAUAAAGUGCAGAAUGUUAUUGUGAAACCAUCAGCUCAGAAUGCGAAUGGGUAUAUUACACAAUAUGGGAAUGCAAUUCAUCCAACUACAUCUCAAACCUAUUCUGAAGUUAAUAUAAACCCAACCAACCAGACAUCAGUUUCAUCUAAUUAUUUUUCCAAAAAACAAGCAUUACUAGAUAAAGAAGCAUAUCAGAAAAGAAAUAGGAAAAUUUUGUUUGGCAACCAAAGUUUGCAGAAGGACUCAUCGAUCGAACAUGUUGACAUGUAUCAAAGUCAAACAAAUUAUUCUAAUAAGUUACCAAAUAUAAUAUCCAAAGUGCGGGACAAUUUAUUAGAGAAUCCUUUAAAAUCAAAAGCAAAUAAAGUUUUUUUAAAUCCAAGUGAUAAGUACUCUGAGCAUACUCGUGUAGUUCGCAAUGUAUAUACUGAAUCAGUUGCUUUGGAGCCUCAUUCUGGGUUACCAGCGACGUCCAUACUGCUGAAUCAGGAAACAUAUUCCAGAAAGAAUAUCAAACAAAACAUUAGGACUGGGCAAAAUAACAAUAUUGAUGUGCUACCUAAUAAUUGGAAACAAAAAGCUACCAUAGGUGGUGCCGUGGUACCAGAAAAUGUAACACCGAUAUCAACAUCUAAUACUUGGGAUGAAAUUCCAAGGCUGAAUUAUAGUUUGAGUCAAGAACCUGUAUCAGCUAAAUUUGAAACUUCAACCAUAAUUAAACAAACACCCCAGAUAUUAAUUGUGAGGGGUGAUUCACAAGCCCCACCACAGAGGGUAGGUUGUGGAGAUGAAGAGUUUAUUGGUGAAGAAAUUCGACCUCAGCGAACUGAUCAUUUGCCUCCUGCUUAUCAUAGUUUGCAAAUAGUUCUGCAAGAUCACAAUUAUGGAGCCCCACCACCUUCCUCUGUCAUAUCUCCAAUGCCUGAAAUGUUUUCUAAUACAAGCAAUCCUGUUGAGCAUAUACCCAGUUUUAACACCAAAACUUUAAGAAAACACGAGGAUGAAGAUGCAGCUUCUGUUGUUAGCAUUGAAUCUCAUAAUCAUCUUAAUAAUGAAGAGGAUGAAGAAACUGAAACUGCUCCUGAAGAAGAGAAUGAGACUUCUGAUGUAGUGGAUGAUAAAAAUUCCAUCACACGUUGUAUAUGCGAUUUUCAGCAUGAUGAUGGAUAUAUGAUCCAGUGUGGACAGUGCCUUGUUUGGCAGCAUAUUGUUUGUGUUGGAGUAACUCCAAAGCGAAUACCAAAAAAAUAUCUCUGUGACUUUUGUCAACCUCGUGAAUUAGAUCGUUAUCGAGCACAUUCCUUGCAGAAAAUGAUUCGCGAUGACUUGAACAUGUUAACUUCAAGUGAUUCAAGCCCCACAAGAUCAGGAGAUAAGGAUAGAGUUAGUUUAAAGAAUAUUACUAAAAGAAGAGGUGAAUCCAGUGUAAAUUUUCCUGUUGCUUAUAGCACAACACGUAAUAAAAGAAUUCGCAGAGAUCCUAGCCCUAAAGUUAAAGUAAGACGUCCCUAUAAAGAAAGAAAGAAAGUGUUUCGAAAGAAGGUAAAAACUGACAUGGAUCGUCCAUCAGUUCGUCCGUGGUUAGAAAAUUAUGAGCUUGCAAUUACGAAUCAUUACUCACAAGAAUUAAGAGCAAGAUUAUCUGGCAUAACUAAGAAACAAGAAGAACCGCCACACUUCGUUCUGACAGACUGUACAACCAUUCCGUUUGCUGGAGGGAGAAUUAUGAUCUCGACUAUCGAUAUUCUUCCAAAUACUCCAGUUAUUGAGCUUAUGGGAAAGUUCAUGCUUUCUUCGCAACACCAAAAUGCGACUGCUUUACUAGUUGGAACAAACUCUAGACAAGUUACACAAAAGCCUGGCCCAUUUGUCUUUUUUUACAGAAUGCCACAAGAAGGUGCUGAUAUUUGUAUAGAUACGAGAACCUAUGGCAAUGAUGCAAGAUUUGUUAGAAGAUCUUGUAAACCAAAUUGUGAGUUGCACCAUUGGUUUGAUAAAGGUACUCUGCAUAUUUUCUUAAUGUCCAUUGAGAAAAUUGAAAGUAACACCGAGAUAACUUUGCGACACGAAUUGGGUUGGCAUGGCUUAGGAAUUGGACGAACACCUUCAAAUCCUUGUGCUUGUAAUUCUCCUGAAUGCCUUCUUCUAAAUCCUAUUCAGAACCGUAAAAGUUACUCUUCUAAUGAUAAUGCGCCAUCUAAGUUAAGAGUAAAUAAAACACGUGCCAUGACAUCAAGGUCUUACAUGGUUAAGGAUAAAUUGGAUUCUCCCAAAUCAGAUUGUAGUCCUGAAGAUGAUGCAGACGAAGAUAUGUCUGCUCCAUCAAAAUCUAUUGAUGACGAUCAUCAAAGUGACUUUAGAGCAACUCCUGUAAAGUCAUCUCAAGAUUCUGAUAAUACUUCUGAUGACUUGAGGAAAAUAAUGGCAUCUUGUGCUGAUGCAAGAAGCGAGGUUGAUGAAUCUCCUAAAUCUAGUAUUCGAUCUGAAGAAAGAACAGUAAAGCCAUCAUUUUCUAAAGAUGAACCUCCACCUACAACUCGCAGAACUAGAAGAGCUUAUACUAGACGAAAUCGAGUGAAUAAGAAGCUUGUUUUGCAAGAUUCCUCCCCUCCGGAAGCUAAACCAUCUGGAGAAUCUGGAGAUGAAGUAUACAACGAUACAAAUGUCAAAGAUAUGAAGAAAAUGACACGUGAAGAAAGAAAAAUUGCCCAAGUAAUGAAAGUAUUUGACCGUCUUGAGAAAGAUAAAGCGAAAAGAUCUUCUGGUGCUCCGAGGGGUCGGAGACGAGAUAGUGAAAGUGAUCAUACCAGGAGAGAUGAAUCUACGGAUGUUGAACAUAAUUCUACCACUGUUCGUGUUUAUAGAACCAGAGGCAAAGGGCGUAGAAAGAAUCAAGUGACUAGGGAUUACAAACAGAAAACACGAAGGUCACUUUCUGAAGGUGGAUCUGAUGACUUAUCUUCUAUAAGAAAGUCUACUUCGGUUAAGUCUUCAAGUGAAGGUGGGAAAAAUGCUGAUCUAUCAGAUACUGAUCCUAAUCCUGAAACAGCUAAGUCUUCUAGCCCUGCUAAAAUUGAAAGUGAAAAACCAAUGCAGGGUCCAAGUAAGAGGGGACUACGUAGAAGAAAAAUAGUUUUUCCUAAGAAGCAACAUGUUAACAUAGAAGAGGGACAACCGGGCCAGCAAACUGAAGAAGCUGCUGGUCUUCUUCUGGCAUUGGCCAGGAGUACACCAGCAAAUCCUAGCGACCCUAGUCCUUCAAAUGAAAUUCUUGAAUCGCCAAUCUCAAAUAUGAUAUCUGUUUGCCAGUUAGUGGAGGCUGCUGUCGGACCAUUGGAAACGAGUCUUAAAUCUCCUAAAAAGGCAAUAUUAAAUGAGUGGAUGAAUAAAUCUCCUGAAUCAACUUUGGCGUAUGAUAUUCAAGAUCCAACACCUGUCGCAUAUAAUGAAUGCAACAGUAAUAGUAACAGCCCUCUUACUUUAUUCAGCCUUGGUAAUGAAUCAGCCCAGAAUAGGAGUAUCCCAUCUAGUAAACUUUUGGACACGUUAGUUCAAGCAGCAUCAAGUAUUUGUGAUAUUGGCAAUGAAUAUCCAGAAAGUGAAUCAAAUAUCAUAAAGGAUAAAUUGAAACUUGAUAGUCAUCAUGAAACAUCAGCAGAAUCUUGUAAAACUCUAAUGGAAGAGAAAGAUCUGGAUGAAAAAUCAAAAAUUAUAGGAUCAAUGCUCGAUGUCAAAUCUAAUAUUUUGCUUGAGCCACCUGUAAUUGGAAAAUCAUCUCCUUUGCCUCUCAUAGAUAAUGAUAUAGCUAAAAAUGAAUUUCGGACUGUAAUUCAAAUAAACCAUGCAAAAGAAGAAAAAAGUAUAUCAUCUAAUGAAUCAUCAAAUAUUACAUUACAACCACUUACAUCUCCUUUUACCACUAGUGAUGCAAAUUCAGUUCUUCAAAAUCACAUACCUGAUUCUGAAGAAACGAUGCUGGAAUCUACAGUACAAAAUGAUGCAUACGAAAGCAUAAACUUAAACAUUUCUGAAAGUCCGUGCACUGCAGAAGUCUCUGUUAAAAGCUCUGUUAUUGAUAUAUCAACUGAUUUGUCCAAUGAUAGUAACAAUGUAUAUUCCAGCUAUCAGGGCAACAAUAGUGGAAGCGCUAAAAAGCGUUGGUUGCAUCAAGCUUUAAGUGAGGAAUCGGAUCAUCCUUUAUCUAAAUCCUCUACACCUUUAAAGAAAAGACGAGUAGUACGUGAAAGUACAUCUGAAAUAGUGCAUUUAUCUAAUGAUGAUGUUAAUGAAUUCACGGUGGAUGCAAAAAACUUCCAGUCUGCAACUACAGUUGCUACAAGCAGUGAUGGAUUGGCUCAAGCGUCAUUGCAAAACAAGAAUACUGUAGUUGCAGAACUUAACACAAACACGAAAAGUUUAAAUCGUGUUGAGAAUGAAGCAAACGGAAUAGAAAGCAACAUAGCAAAUCAUAAAUCUUUGAUUCAUUCAUUGAAUUCUAAAAAUGCUUUUGAUUGGGAAAAUUUAGAAAAUCAUGAAGAGGCAUUUGAAAAUUCAAUAGUUAAUGAAACCUUGCCUAUUAAUUCUUUAAAUUCACUUUCAGAAGCAGAAUGUUCUGAAACUGUUGAUACUUUAUUGAAACACAUGUCUCCUGAAAUUGCAGAUAUACAUAAACAGUUGCAAUCAUUCCAUUCUGAGAAUAUUCAAGUCUUACGUUCUCGUAAUCAGAAACCUAAAAUAUUUGAAGGUCCACGUAAAAAAGUGAACCUCAUGUUUGAAGUAUCCAUACUGGAAGAUGAAACUGUUGCUGUAGAAUUGUGCAGUGAAUCUAAAUCAUCCUGCACCAGUAAAGCACCAACUGUUAGACCACAAAGUCCUAACAAAGAAACAGUCGAACCACAAGCAAAUUCUACUCAAAUAAUAUCAUAUGACUUUGAAGAAUUCUCUCGACACGAAUCUAGGCUGUUACAGCAGCAUCAGGAUCUUUUGAAUGCGUAUAAAGUUGAUGAUUACAUGUAUAUGGAUGAUAAUGAGUUAUCAACUAGCAGUUUACCAAACUAUAGUACUAUGUCUCUUUCUGAUUCAAGCAUCUGUGAUUUGAAAGAACCUCAAAGUCAAGAUGAUAUGUGUGUAAACACUACAAAAUUCCAUUCUGAUAAGCACUCCUCUUUGUUGUCAUUUAAAGAUAUUCCAACAAAAUUAGAAACAAAUAUGCAAAUGCCUCUCUGCUCACCUACUAAUACCUUAAUUAACAAACAUGAAAUUGGAGUUGCAGCAAGAGCAAGAUUGGAUUCUAUAUUAAAUGCUACUGAUAUUUCACAAGAUGCUAUGUUUGAUCAGGUAUUGAAAAAAUCUUUACAUACGCCGAAUCAUGUUACAAAUGUGAUUCGAGUUGAGUCUCCCGUGAACUCCCCAAUUCCUGCAGUGCAAACUUCAAAUUCAAAGCCAAUGGCAAGGACGUCGAGCAGUGAUCCUAGACUACAGCAAGCCGCUCCAAUUAAGAAGAAGCUCUCAUUGACUGAAUAUAGGGCUCGUAAGAAAACAGAUACUAAUGGUAAUGGAAAUGAUGUAUAUUCAUCUUCUGAGAAAACUUUUGGACAAAUGAAUGUCCUUAUAUCUGAUGUUGAUGAAGAACCCAAUGAUCAAGAAAACUUCAUGUUUACACCUGAACCUACGCUGGUAGAAAGGGAACUUGAAAAACACCCAGGCUUUCUUUCUAGAGAUUUUUUCAAUGUGCCUUCAUCAAUUACUAAUGACUUGGCAAAUGAAAGCGAGACUGAAGGAUCAGGCUCGGACCCAUGAUAAGUAUUUAAGCUGC